UUCUAAGCUUCUAUGUUUCUCUGGUUUCUCCUUUGAAAUAUAAUUCUGUUAUUUGUUGAUUUUAAAAUUUCAAAGCCGGUUUUAUAAAAUAUGGACCCUAUGGAUCUACCUCAACCGCCCGAUGCAUAACCUUUUGUAGAUAUAGACCUUAAAAACAUAAUUGAUAAAUUGGCUCAAUUUGUGGCUAGAAAUGGCCCCGAAUUUGAACAGAUGACAAAAAAUAAGCAAAAAGGAAACAGUAAAUUUGGGUUUUUAUAUGGUGGUGAAUUUUACAACUACUAUCAACAUAAAGUAGAUGAAGAACAUGCUAUAGUUAAACAGCAACAACAGGCACAGACUUUGUCACAAGGACCAGCACCUCCACAACUGCCUCAAAUACAACCAUCAAAUCAAAUAACAACAGAACAGGGUAAUACUUGGAAUAUGCCACCUCCUACUUUAAAUAUACAACAAACAAGGGAAAUUGAGCAAAUAAAUCAUCAACAGGAUGUUUUAAGAGAACAAAUAAAGCAAAGUGAACAAAAUUUAAAUGCUCAACACAAUGUACUUAUACAGCAACAACAGGCUGCUGUGGAAGCGAUAGUAGCAAAAUGUCAAAUGAGUGAUUUACAAAAAGCUUGUGAAGAAUGUGGUGUGUCUUUAACAGAGUUGCAUAGUAUAUUACAGCCAAUUAUUGAUAGUUGUACUAAAGAUAGUAUUAGUAAUGGAAAGUCCUGGUUUUUGCAACAAGCUAAUACAAAACAAAAAUCAGUUUGUAUUGUAAAUUGUUUAUUAUAUAAGGUUUUACAAUCCAGCACAUUUCCUCAAAAGUUACAUGUAAUUUAUUUAGUUAAUGAUUUAUUACAUCAUAGUGCUAGAAAAAAUGCAUGUGAUUUAAAGGAACAAUUAGAGUUUGCAGUAGUGCCAAUGUUCUGUAAUGCAAGUAUAACGGCAAAAGAAGAUCAAAUGCAAAAACUAAAUAAAUUACUAAAAUUAUGGGAGUCAAAAGCAAAUUACUUAAAAUCAGAGACUUUAGAAAAACUUCGCAAACCAUUAAAAAGCUACCAGCAAUACCAAUCAGACCAAAUGGUAAAAUAUGCAACAGAAGUAGCUGCAUUAGCUGAGCAAACCAAAGUUACUUUUGAGGGAUAUCAGUCCCAACAUCAAGCCUUUGUUUGUCAUGCAAUGCAACAAAUUAUGGAUUUGCAACAACAAAAACAAAAUAUUGAACAUGUGAAACCACGACAUGUAUCUACCAGUGAACCUCCACCUUCAAUGCUGCCACUUGAAACUAUUCAAGCUACUUUGCAACAGACAAUUCAGUCUUUGUCACAGACUUGCCAACCUCCUCCUCCUCCUCCUCCAAAUCAGCAAACAUUUCCAAUACAAAGCCUUGUUGGUCAGGUUAAUGUUGAUGAUAAUAGCAGUUUUAUGCCAAAUUUAAAUGUACCUCCUCCAAAUAUUGCUGUCAUUCAUCCAACAAGCCAAGCAGCCCCACCACAACUUGACAUACAACCUCCUCCUCCGUCAAAUGGAAUGGAAAAUCCAUUUUCGCAGCCACCGCCUGCAUUUUUACCGCCUCCUGGAAUUUUUCCGGAUUUCUCGAAGCCUCCUCCCGGAUUCCCUCCAAAGAAGGAGCUGUUUUUAGAGGAGUUAAUGCCCGCCGCGCCUUACUACGAGUUGCCCGCAGGACUUAUGGUACCCCUAGUAAAGUUAGAAGACUUUGAAUACAAACCCUUAGAUCCUAAAGAAAUUAGGUUGCCGCCACCGGCACCUCCUAACGAGCGACUAUUGGCUGCAGUUGAUGCCUUUUAUUCUUUACCUAGUCAUGAGAGACCCAGAGAUAGUGAGGGCUGGGAAAAGUUAGGUUUAUACGAAUACUAUAAAGCUAAAAAUCAAGCACGGAGGGAAAAGGAAGACGCUAUUCGAGACGGUUUGCGAUUAAAAUCUCGCAGUCCGUCCCCUGUCAUUCUGCGAGCAGAAAAAGACGACGCGCCUCCGAAAAGGAGAUACAGAAGUAAAACACCUACUCCUCCGCCGAUGUUGUAUUGUAGAAAUGAAAGUAGAAGAAGAAGAUCAAGAUCUAGGUCCCGAUCUAGAUCUAGAUCCAGAUCACGGGAUAGGGAUAGAAGCCGCUCAAGAAGUCCUAGAAGGCGAAGAAGUCGAAGGAAUUCGCGGGACGAAAGAGACGGAGGGGGGAGAAGAAGAAGAAGUUACUCAAGAUCCAGGUCGAGGUCAAGGACGCCCUCCAGAAGAUCUAUGUCACCCGGAACAGUAGCAUUUAGCAGUAUGCCAUUUUCUAGAAGCGAAUCCGAACUGGAUGCCUCAAAUAAGGGGCACGAAAUGCUGAAAAAAAUGGGCUGGGGUGGCCGCGGCUUGGGCGCAAAAGAGCAGGGCAUCGAUGCGCCCAUAUCUGGAGGAGAUGUACGUGAUCGACAUGAUCAAUUUAAGGGCGUCGGCUGUAACCUCAAUGAUCCAUACGAGAACUUUAGGAAGAAUAAGGGUGUCGCUUUUAUUUCUAGAAUGAAAGCUAGGGCCGAAGAACGAGAAAAAGAAAAAGAUAUUCCCAGGAGGUCGGAGGUGGUCUAAACCCUUUGCAGAGGUUUGUUUUACAGUUUUGUUUAUAGAUAAUGACAUUUAAAAGGAAUCUUCUGUUACUUAAAUAUUAUUGUUUAACUAAUAUAAAUUCUAUAUUGACUUUUCAAUUCUCUUUUUCCAAUUUUGUGUAUAAAUUGAAAAAUAUGUAUAUAUAAAUAUAGUAUAUUUCCUUAAUAAAUAGCAUAACAGGAAAAAA
Molecule: messenger RNA, 2773 nt
Organism: Anthonomus grandis grandis
Lineage: Eukaryota; Metazoa; Arthropoda; Insecta; Coleoptera; Curculionidae
Gene: scaf6
Product: calcium homeostasis endoplasmic reticulum protein
Exons: 10
Coding region: 211-2568 (785 amino acids)
Biological process (GO): intracellular calcium ion homeostasis; RNA processing
Cellular component (GO): perinuclear region of cytoplasm
Molecular function (GO): RNA binding
Source: RefSeq, a predicted model, not a curated record